Grosmannia clavigera kw1407 is the source of this 2097-nucleotide messenger RNA. RefSeq lists its product as uncharacterized. NCBI's taxonomy places the organism in Eukaryota, Fungi, Ascomycota, Sordariomycetes, Ophiostomatales, Ophiostomataceae. The transcript has 4 exons. The record is from RefSeq and is a predicted model, not a curated record. Bases 1 to 2097 code for a protein of 698 amino acids.
AUGUGCUGGCAUAGCGCAAGCAUCGAAGGAGGUCGACCUGUCGGCGAAUUCCUUUCGCCUCUCGCCUCUCGCCUCUCGCCGCCGACACCCCCAGAGGCAUCGGCCAAGGGGUGUCAGCAGCGGGCUGUGGUGUGGCGCUUCCUGGCCAAUCCGCGCUGCCUGACCUCCUGCACUCCUGCAGCAUCGAUGCCCAACCCCGGCGGAAAUACAAUGGCAGCUGCCCAUCCAUCUCUUGGGCUCUUGGCCCUGUGCGCAAGCCACGUGCCGCCUCCUGCUGCCGUCUGGCCGAAGAAGAAGAGAAGAAGGCAGGUCACCAUGGAGGCCCUAGCUGCCCUGAGCAUGGCCUGCAACGUCUUCCAGGUCCUCUCGUUUGCCCACGAGACCUUCGUCCUGGUCAGGACCAUCCGCCAAAACGGCACGCCGGACCCGAACCUGGCCGACCGCGCAGACCAGCUCGCGAAGCUGACCGCGCAGCUGGACAGCGCCCUGCAGCACGCGUCGCCUGUCCUGCAGCACACCGGCGCCCCCGCUCUCCUCGGCCUAGCCCACAAAUGCAGCACGGCCUCGGGCGAGGUCCAGGCAGAGCUGCGCACCAUCGCCAGCAGCCGCGCUGGCACCGUCUGCAAGCUGGUCAAGACCCUCGCUCGGCGAGGCAAGCUUGGGCGUCUCGAGAAGAAAAUGCACCAGCACCAGCAGGCCCUGCUCUCCCGGCUGCUGGCCGAUGUGUGGAACAGGCAAGAGGCCGCAGCAGUCCAGCUGCAGAAUGGCUUCACUAGCCUUAAUGCCGACAUCAAAGACUUCAUCCAGAAAUUCGAGCAGGGGCAGAUCUCCACUGGCCAGCUCCUUGACGCGGGGAAUGUCGGCAUGCUGGCCUCCCUGACAGCCAAUGUGGACACCGUCCGACAGUUGAUCGACUCUGGAAAGGCCGAGAUCCAAGGCCACAUCACUGCUGCCGCUCAGACGAUCCAGGUCGCGCGGGCGGAUGAAGAGCGCCUGAACAAACUCCGCAACAGCUUGCGAUAUGGCGACAUCAACUCUCGACGGACCCAGAUUGAAAAGUCACAGGCAGACACCUUCAGCUGGGUCUUUGAGCCGGAUAAAUCGGGAAAGUACCACCCCUUCCGAGACUGGCUUCUCUCAGAAAAGGGCCUGUUCUGGGUCAAUGGAAAGCCAGGCUCCGGAAAGAGCUGCUUCAUGAAGUUUCUUGCCCAGGACAAUCGCACGGCGGAACUGCUCCCCGGUCACGCUAUCUACUCUUACUUCAUCUGGAACUCGGGAAGUCUGAUGCAGCGAAACCGCCGUGGAAUGUUUUGCUCUCUCCUCCAUCAAAUGCUGGCCAGUAACACCUACGCGGCCCAAAUUCUCCAGGCUUCCCCUAGGCUGUCAUAUAAACAAGAGUCCUCGGACUGGGAGCUAGACGAGCUAGAGAUGACUCUGCAAAGUACCCUCAAACUGCACACCCAACCUGUCUGUCUCUUUAUCGAUGGACUAGAUGAGUUAGACAGACAAGAUGACAACUUCGAUCUCCAAAGGCUUGUCCGGGACACUUUCACAUCCGUACCAGGGCUCAAGAUGUGCGUCUCCAGCCGGCCAGAGCCACUCUGGACUUCCCUGCUACAUGGCGUCCCCUCGAUCAGACUGCAGGACCUAACCCGGAAAGACCACAAGAUCGUGGCGCGAGAGCUAUUAAUACGGUACCACCAAGAUCCUCUCAAGGAUGAGAGCGAAACGACAAUCCAAGGCCUUGUGGACCUACUAGUCGAAAAAGCAGAAGGUGUUUUCCUCUGGCUCCGAUUGGCGCUAAAAAGCUUGCAACGUGGAUUGACUGGCUCAGACAGCUUUCAUGAGCUGCAGAAAAGAAUCGAUGCUCUACCGAGCGAGCUCACUUCUCUCUACACAAGCAUGUGGAGCCGGUUGGGAGAUGACGAGGCCACUUGGCGACGGGAGGCUGCCCUAUACUUUCACCUCGUUCUCCAAUUUCCCGGGGACCUUGCAAUUAAAUCUAACGACGGCAUGUCCGAUGGCUGCGAGCAUAUGGUACCGACUACCUUCUACUUGGCGCUUGCUUCGGAUCUCAAGAAGGCCACCGGCUCCUAG